CGCAAUGUUACUUGUCAUGCGGUUCGCUGCUAUCCUCCCGUAUGAAGUGGGCGAUGAUGGUAGCAUAGCAUAUCAUAGCAUACAAGGUAGCUCAAGGAGAGUGAGUACGAGGCCACAAGUGCGGUGAGCUACCUCGACGUAUCGCGGCAGAGAAUGAUCGAAUGCAGGGCAGCGAAGCCGGCAAGAGAAAGCACUCUGCCCCCUGACGCCGGCACGGGCUUCCGGAUCCGUUCGGUGGAUCAGAGGAUGGACGAAUACAUCCACGAAGGCCAAGGGAAUCUCGUCCACGACGUCUCCACCCAGAGGCUGCCCACCCACGAUGGUACCUCUCACCUUCAUUGUACUCUUGCUCUUAGGUCUCGCCCUAGGCACUGAUCUCAAGGCCACUGCGCGCUUCUCGGCUUCAACCAGCGACACCUUCGCAGUCCAGCCCAUCGAGUACGUCCCCAACAGAUACAUCAUACGGUACAGGGAUGACAUCGUAGAAGACGAAGGACUGCACGAGAGCGCACUAGAUGCCAUAUGCUCUCACGUGUCUCAGCAUCUGGAUGCAGACACCCAGGUCACCCAUCGCUAUCACAUUCAUGGCGAAUUGGCAGGUGCUACCAUUCAACUCCAUCCCCGCAGGGCCACACAGUACAUUCAAGACGCUACACCCAUCCUCCGUCAAGCCCCUGAGGUGGCACACGUUUCGAAGGACAAGUAUCUCCGUGUCUCAACGGAUGGGGUGAUCCGGAGGGCAGGAACCGCCUUUCAAAAGACUGCACAGAAGGCUCGAAGCACAGAGGUCAAGACGAAGAGAGAUGUCGUCAGCUCCCCUUCCCUUACAUCUACCAGCAUGACCAACGACCCUCGACAUUCGCUCACCGGCAUCAGCAUUCAGCAUAAGCGCGGCAACCUGGGCAAAGGCGUCACCGUCUGUAUCAUGGAUCACCUCGUCGAUUACUCUCACCCGCAUCUCAACGGCGGUAAGGGUGAUGGUGUCCCUUGCUUUGGCGAAGGAUGUCCAGUCAUUGGCGGCCACGACUUCAUCGGCGCAAACUUCGAUUCGGUACAUCGUCACCCCGGCAAACCCAACUACAAGAAUGUGGCAGGCAAUGUUGACUGUACGCAUGGCACUCGCAUAGCAAGCAUCAUAGCUGGACGGGACCCAGACAAGAAAUACAUUGGAGUCGCACCAGAGGCCUCCAUUCGGACCUACGGCGUCAUUCCAUGCACUACCUCUCCCUACAACAGCUCAAGCGGCGGCACAACGGCAGCAGACGCGUUUGGCGCCUACAAUCUCGCCUACAAGGACGGAUGUGAUGUACUUUCGGCCUCGGUGAGCUUCUCUGUAGGCUGGCAGGAGGCAACUUCGGAAGUCGUCUCCGCACUAUCAAGAAAGGGAGUCACCUCUGUCUUUUCCGUAGGCAACGGAGGCAUGUCGGGCCCGUUCCGCGUCGGGACGCCAAGCAUCGCAGCAGACGCACUAGCCGUCGGCUCCGUCAACGCCGGGACGGCCCCAACCUUCCCUCUACAUAUCGACCCUCCUCUCGAUGACGGCACAUCGGUGCUGAAUUUGGCUGCUGGCUGGUCUUGGACGUACAACAGAACAGCUACGGCCAUGCCGAUUCGGUUCACUGCCGCAAGCCUGAAGGAUCCGGAGCUUCUCAACGAUGCCUGUGCCCCUCUUGGUGACGAGAUACCCAAGGGCGGCGACUACAUUCUGGUUCUAUUUCAAGCCAAUGACUGUCUCUUUGAAGACCAGACGAAGCACUUCAAAGCCAAGGGCGUCAAGUUCGUGAUUCGAGUCACGGCGAAAGAUGAACCAUUCGGUGCAUAUCCUGCAGAGGUGACGGCAGACAAUAUCCGCCACGCCAUGUUGUCGCGCGAACAAGGCCUCUCACUGUAUCGACACUACCUCAAACACCGCGAUGUCAAGGUCACUUUCUCUCCCGAAGGCCCUUUCGCUUUUGGAGAAUAUUCCAUGAACAACACUGGUCUGAUGUCCUACUUCUCUGCCUGGGGACCAGAUGGAGAAACGAAGCUCCUCAAGCCUGAUUUGGUGGCCGUUGGUAGCGACGGCGUUGCAGCAGCGUCUCUCCCUCUCCGAUAUGAGAUAGCGCAAGGCACCUCCUUCUCUUGCCCUUCGGUGUCUGGAGCAGUGGCGCUCUACAAAGCAGUGCAUGGCCGCAACGUUUCGACCGAUACAGUCACGCGCGCACUCAAACACACUGCCACUCGCGUGAAGCGCAGCCUGAAGCCUGGUGCUCAAGACGAGACCAACUUCAGGCAGGGCGCUGGGCUCAUGAACAUCACUGCCGCCAUUGAUCUCACGACAGAAGUCAGUCCUAUCCAGCUCGUUUACGGAGAAAGCGCACAAGCCAUCCUUUACAAUGAGAUUGCUGUGACCAACACAGCCAAGCAGAAGGUACUGUACAACAUCAGUCAUACACCAGCGCAGUCGGUGUAUCUGCUGCAGAAAGGCGCACCGCAGUAUAGAAGUGACAAUUCUUCGGCCAUGAUCAGCAAGGUGCCUGAUGAGGCUGACGCAGUCGCAAAAUUUGAGUUCAAUUCAGCUUCUUUCGAAUUGGGACCGGGAGAGAACACAAAGUUCAGCGCUCGCCUCAUUCCACCUCAGGAUGACCCUCGCAUUAUCAUGUACUCUGGAGUCAUCCAGAUCGCCGCAUCGAUCAGCACCGGCACUGUCCGCGUGCCAUACACCGGUCUUGCAGGCUCGCUGCGUACCAUUCCUGCUCUCGUCUCGGGUCCAACGCCCUUCAAUACAAGUCUGCCCGCCCUCUUUGACUCUGACACCAACGAGCAGAUCCGCAACGACUCGACGCACUGGACUUUGAGCAGCCAAGAAAACGGCAGCUAUCCGCAACUAUACUUCAUGAUGCAGACGCCCACGCUGCAGCUCACAUGCGAUGUCGUUAAAGCAGACAUCGUCUACAAGCCGACCAUUCCGAUCAUCGACGACCCCACUUGCUGUGCAGCGAAGUUCAAGGAUCUUACCGAGCGCGACGUCGGAGGGAAGACACCUCCAGUCUACACGAGAUUCGACGAGGUGCCCACCGUCGGAAGGUUGCAGAUCAGGGACAAUGUACCCAGGGACUACUUUGGCGACAAUCUAGUCCCUACUGGAACCUGGGGCACCUGUUUUGCCGACUCCGAGACUUUCCCCAUUGGCACAACGACUCUCGAUCCUGCCUCUGAGCCUGUCCGUCUUCCCGAGGGAAAGUAUAGAGUUUUGCUGCGCGCCUUGCGUCUCCAUGCUGGUGACCCACGCCUGGAGGAGAAUUGGGACUCGUACCUCAGUCAUGCGUACGAGUUCAGGAAACGCCAGAGGGCUCCUGGUGAAGGAGGUAAGACGCCCUAGCAGCACAAAUGAUUCAAGAGGCGAUGACAGCACAGAAUGUACGGGGCCCAUUCAGCCUUUUAGCACACCCGAAUCCCGAUGAAGGCAAUGACAAAGACAAUGACAGUCU
Molecule: messenger RNA, 3470 nt
Organism: Microstroma glucosiphilum
Lineage: Eukaryota; Fungi; Basidiomycota; Exobasidiomycetes; Microstromatales; Microstromataceae
Product: subtilisin-like protein
Exons: 8
Coding region: 320-3361 (1013 amino acids)
Biological process (GO): proteolysis
Cellular component (GO): membrane; cell wall
Molecular function (GO): serine-type endopeptidase activity
Source: RefSeq, a predicted model, not a curated record